UCCAGAUCAGUAACAGUCUUUCCAAUAAGAGAACAGACUUUGCAACAGAAGCUUUUUACUUUGUCAAGGACAAGGACCCUGUCGAGUUUGAUUUUUAUGUCAAUCGAAAAUUGUCUGAUUUUAUUUAAACUUAAAGUUACAGAUGAAGCUCAACCAUAUUUUAGUUUGUGAUGUUCAACUCCCACGAAGCAGACACAUUUAUGUGAUUCAAAGAACUGAAACAACUAAAGCCUUUGACUGGUAGGUCAGACAAGGAAUUUCCUUGAAUGAUUAGAUGGCUGUCAGUGAGUGUUACAUCAAAAAGAAUGAAACAGCAGCUUGUCAGAUAGCCUUCCAGCUAAUUAGCUCCCAAAACUACAAACGUAGGCAAGCCAGGGAUAAGAACCCCUGGUUGGCUUUUCAGACUACUCAAUGUCUGAUUGGCAGAUGUAUACAAGAAAUCUUACCAGUCCAUACUGCCUCAUUGGACUUCCACAGAAGCUCAGUGCAGAGCCAGAGUAAUUCAGGCAUGUGGGUAGUGCGUAUAUGUUAUCUGAAGAAGACAGACGCAAGAUGGAUAACACUGUGAAAUCUCUGCAAGAUAUAGUCUCCUCAUUGUUGCCUGAGAAAAAUCCUGCAUUUGGCUUUAAAGAUUUGAAUGUGGUAGAAACUUUGCAAGAGUUUUGGGAGAAGAAAAGAAAUCAAGGAGCUGUUUUUAAGAAUGGAAGCCUUGUGGUAUAUGAAUCAGUGCCAUCUUCUGCUGCUCCAUAUGUGUGUUAUGUCACUCUGCCAGGAGGCAGUUGCUUUGGCAGCUUUCAGUACUGUUUAACCAAAGCUGAUGCCAGACGAGAUGCAGCCAGAGUAGCCCUGGUGAACUCUGUCUUCAACGAACAGCCAUCUCGCAUAAUCACAAUGGAAUUCAUCAGAAAUAGCAUGGAGGAAGCAAUGGACUCAGUUUGUGGCAGUACCAAGGAUGCCCUGGAUCCAAGCACAAGUAUUGGGGCUUAUUACCGCAUGCUGGAGGCAAAUAGAGGAAAAACAAUGUUGGAAUUUCAGGAAUUGAUGACAGUCUUUCAACUGUUACACUGGAAUGGAAGCUUGAAAAUUCUGAGAGAAAGGAAGUGUUCCCGACAGGAUGUAAUUUCGUAUUACUCCAAUCAAGCUCUGGAUGAUUGUUUGAGAAGUCAGAUGGCACUAGAUUGGCUUAUGAAGGAAAAUAAAACACCAGGAAUUAUCUCCGUGGAGCUCCAAUCUACACUCAAAGACCUAGAGAGAGCCAGGGAAACUGGCCGUGAGUUGCGGUUCCACAAAGAACGGAAAGAAAUUCUGAUGCUGUCUCUCAGUCAGAUUGGAUCAGAAUCCAACAAUCAUCAAAUGUGUGAACAGACUUUAUGUGAUUUUAAUUUGUUGGGUUUGUGCAACAUAAUGCAAUUUAUUCAGGAAAGGAAUUUAUAAAGGUAAUUUAUAAUUUAUAAUAUUGUGAUUUUCUUGGUACAAUGAAACUCGACUUAACACAAAAAUGAUCAGCGACCAACCCCUGAAUUGCUUUGGAGACUGUUAUGACCUGAAUUAGGAGUUGUAAUGAGUCAUGGCGGUAAUAUGUCUUUUAAUUAAUCCAGGAAUAAUCUGCACAAAGAAAUUCAGUGAGUGUGAAUAUUCAACAUGAUUUAUUUAUCCUAUUAAUUAUUCAUGUUAUUAUGUUUACAUUAUCAUUGAUAUGUUAAUUGUGUCAUAAAUGCAUCUUGCUUCACAUAAUAAAAUGUAAAUUUGAUAGAUUAGCAAAGGUUUCAAGCAAAACCAAAUCGAGUUUAUUGCAUAUGCACGUGACUAGUGAAGCACAGGUACAAUAAAAAUCUUGCUGGCAGCAGCAUCUUGGGCAAACAGACAUACAACACUCAAAAACAAAAAACGUACAUAAACUAUACUGCGCGAAAAGAAAGAGACUUUGCAAAAAAACAAAAAAAAUAUAUAUAUUAGUACAAAGCAAAAUGAUAAAAACAAGUCCAUUGAAGUACAAAAGGUGGUCUAUAGUGUUAUUUGUGAGGUUGGAUUUUGUGUUUGAGAACCUGAUGGUUGUAGGAAAGUAGGUGUUUCAGAAGCCAUUGGGACGAGGUUUCUGUGUGUCCUAGGUUAGCAGUGAGAACGGUUGGUGGGAUCCUUAAUUUUAGAUGCCACCUUCUUGAGGCAAUGCAAUGCUUUUCAUGGAGAUGGAAAGCCUCAAUGCGAUGCUUUUCAUGGUGGGGAAGGCUGUGCCGUGAUGGUCUGGGCUGAGUCCACCACUCUAUGGAGCCGCUUACAUUCCUGUGCAUUGGAAUUUGCUUAUGAGGGCAUUUUGCAACCAGUCAGGAUACAUUCCACAGUGCACCUGCAGAAGUUUGUUAGAGUAUUCAAUGACAAGCUAAAUCACUUCAAACUUCUAACAAAGUAAAGGCACUGGCACUU
Molecule: messenger RNA, 2421 nt
Organism: Leucoraja erinaceus (little skate)
Lineage: Eukaryota; Metazoa; Chordata; Chondrichthyes; Rajiformes; Rajidae
Product: protein limb expression 1 homolog
Exons: 6
Coding region: 526-1434 (302 amino acids)
Biological process (GO): autophagosome maturation
Cellular component (GO): cytoplasm
Source: RefSeq, a predicted model, not a curated record